AACCAAAUGUCAGGUGAGUUCAGAAGCCAGACACAGGUGAACAACCAACGAUGACCAUUGCUCUUGCUCACCUGACCACAUGCUGAUGUUGCUAUAAAUACUCCCAGCAUCAGGUCUCAUCUUCACAGGCAUCGCCAAAGAGCAAAACAUCUCUAAUACCCCCAAGCAAAUACACGCACUAAUAGCCAUGGCUCGUAGCGGACCUGGUUGCCGUCUUCUCGUCCUGCUCCUAGCCUUGACUGCCUUCAAUGGCAGCUUUGCAGCUAGACAUCUUUUGGACACAUCAGCUGCACCACAGGCCGCACCUGCUCAGCCAUCCAUUCCAGCAGUUCCAACCAAACUGCCUCCAGUGCCUUCCAUACCAAUAGUUCCAACCACGCUGACGCUGCCUCCAAUGCCUUCCAUUCCGGCGGUCCCAACGACAGCAAUCCCACCAAUUCCGUCCAUUCCUAUUCCAAAGUCAGCCCUGCCACCAACAGCUGCUGGUGCAAUCCCAUCUCUCCCAAACCCGGUGAUUCCAACCACCGUACCAGCUAUUCCUAAAGUCCAGGUUACCCUGCCACCAAUGCCCUCAAUCCCCACUACUGUGCCAUCCAUUCCAACUAUGAUUCCAACAACAAUCCCAACCAUUCCCGGACUCCAGGUGCCUCCACUCACUGCCCCAUCCCCACAAACCACCAGCCCUUGAAGUUCGUUGUAGCAAGAGACUUUUCCUACUUUCUGUUAGUCAGGAGUUUGAUUCAUUGUGUAUUGUCAUUUUCAGUGUGUACUUCAUGUUUGUUCUGCUAUUUGGGUGAUCCUGGCUAGCAUGUGGUGUGAUUCCGAAUGCAGCCAGUCUAUUGUACCAGUUUGUCUUGCUGUUAAUAAAGUAUUUCUUGGUCUUUAUUAUA
Sorghum bicolor (sorghum) is the source of this 890-nucleotide messenger RNA. Its product is annotated as SH3 domain-containing protein C23A1.17. The record is from RefSeq and is a predicted model, not a curated record. The coding region runs from base 188 to 688 and encodes 166 amino acids. NCBI's taxonomy places the organism in Eukaryota, Viridiplantae, Streptophyta, Magnoliopsida, Poales, Poaceae. The transcript has a single exon.